Messenger RNA from Vespula vulgaris, 1788 nucleotides. It is a transcript of the gene Cdk5, whose product is annotated as cyclin-dependent kinase 5. Gene Ontology annotation, biological process: protein phosphorylation; neuron apoptotic process; synaptic vesicle transport. The coding region runs from base 137 to 1036 and encodes 299 amino acids. The record is from RefSeq and is a predicted model, not a curated record. The transcript is spliced from 7 exons. Lineage: Eukaryota; Metazoa; Arthropoda; Insecta; Hymenoptera; Vespidae. Gene Ontology annotation, molecular function: cyclin-dependent protein serine/threonine kinase activity; ATP binding. Gene Ontology annotation, cellular component: cytoplasm; nucleus.
UCCCUUCGUGUUUAAUCUAAUAAUCCAUGAGUUUGAAUUCCCGCGCGUAAUCUAUGUUAAAUGCGCGAAGUUUAGUCGUCACGGCGCAACGGUAACCACUGUGCGUGUGCAUUCCGCCCGAAGUAACGCCAAAAAUAUGCAAAAAUAUGAGAAACUCGAAAAAAUAGGAGAAGGCACUUAUGGCACCGUUUUCAAAGCGAAGAACCGCGAAACUCACGAGAUCGUCGCUUUAAAAAGAGUACGUUUGGACGAUGACGAUGAAGGUGUGCCAUCCUCAGCCCUUCGGGAGAUCUGCUUAUUAAAAGAAUUAAAACAUAAGAAUAUAGUACGUCUUUACGACGUAUUACAUAGCGAUAAAAAACUUACUUUAGUCUUCGAGCACUGCGAUCAAGAUCUUAAAAAAUACUUUGAUAGUUUGAAUGGAGAAAUUGACUUAGAUGUAGUGAAAUCAUUCUUAUAUCAGUUAUUACGUGGACUAGCAUUUUGUCACAGCCGUAAUGUUCUCCACAGAGAUCUCAAACCACAAAAUUUACUAAUCAAUAAGAAUGGCGAGCUAAAGCUUGCUGAUUUUGGAUUAGCAAGAGCAUUUGGCAUUCCGGUUAAAUGUUAUUCCGCAGAGGUUGUUACAUUAUGGUACCGUCCACCAGAUGUUCUUUUUGGAGCAAAACUAUACACAACGUCCAUUGAUAUGUGGAGUGCAGGAUGUAUAUUUGCUGAGUUAGCAAAUGCAGGGAGACCACUUUUUCCUGGUUCGGAUGUGGAUGAUCAACUGAAAAGGAUUUUUAAAAUGUUGGGUACACCGACAGAAGAAACAUGGCCAGAGUUAACGAUCUUGCCAGAUUACAAGCCUUUUCCACAGUAUCAUCCUACGCAAGGAUUGGCUCAAGUUACACCAAAGCUUACCUCAAGAGGAAAAGAUUUAUUACAGAGAUUAUUAGUGUGCAAUCCGGCACUGCGACUGUCAGCGGAAGAAGCAAUGGCGCAUCCUUAUUUUAAUGAUUUAAACCCUGCCAUUAAAAAUGACCGUUGCCAAUAGCAAUCUCGUGUAAGUUUAGCAUUUUUGAAGUCUUGUGCUUCAAGCUUACCGACCAAAAAUACUCCAACAAAAGAUCGUUUGUUGAUACAUUUCGCACUCGAUGCGCCAAACAUAUUGUGUGAUAUUAAAAAGUCCUGUUUUAUAUAAAAGUACAUAUGGCGAAACAAUAAAUUAUGAAUUUUAUCAAAAUUGGCCAAUUUCUAUCAGGAACAGAAGUGUUACUCUAUUAAGAAUGAGAAAAGGAAAUUAUUUAUUGCUAUAUUUAUCGUAAAUCAAAAGGGAUAAUAAAUUGGAAGCAAUACUUAUUUAUUAAUCAAUUAUUCUGUUAAAUAAUUAAAUAAUUCUUAAUUAUAUUUUCUUAAAUCUAUUUUUACAUUGCAUCAAAAGGGAACCUAUGCGCCUCUUGAAGCUUUUCUAUUUUAUCUUCCCGUCUCUCCUUCCAAUACAAUGAAACAAUAAUUAGCGAAAUAAGGCCGCACGUACCGCUUAAAGCAGCGGCGCUUAAUAAAAUUAGUUUACUAGGUGUAACAAAUAACUGAGCUUUCCAUCUAUACGGUUUUGAUAUUGGAUUAGGUAUCACUACCAUUUGAGAAUUGGGAAUAAUUUGCGGCCAUUCCCGUGAUUUACCACCGACCUGUGAAAAAAAAAAUUGUGUAAUUGUAUAAAGUAUUAUAUCUAAGAAAAAUGUAAUUAUUAUACGUUAAAUUUAAAUCCUUGUACAAUAAAAAUUUAUGCCAUCAUUCAAAAUUUAA